Molecule: messenger RNA, 3340 nt
Organism: Onychostoma macrolepis
Lineage: Eukaryota; Metazoa; Chordata; Actinopteri; Cypriniformes; Cyprinidae
Product: putative methyltransferase NSUN7
Exons: 13
Coding region: 453-2945 (830 amino acids)
Molecular function (GO): methyltransferase activity
Source: RefSeq, a predicted model, not a curated record
UGAAGUGCCUAGAAGCUUCUGACAUAGAGGAGACAUGUUGAGUUUGUUUCGGUGCUAAUGUGGGGGUAAUAGAGGGAGACUGGGCUUAGUUCGGAUUUGAGCCCAAAGCAAUGCAUCAUUUAGCAUGAUGAAUGCAAACGUCAGGCUAAUUGUGUCGCAUUGGAGCCGACGUGCGUCAGGCAUGAGAGGGUUUCAAAUGAGCAGAAAUUAAGCGUUACUCUGGAGUCUGUUUACCCUUAAAGCCAAUACCCUGUUCUUUAACUAAACUCUAGUGAAUAACACCACCUCAGUUUUGUAAAGAAUGGUGACACGAGAUCUCAGAGCUAGAGAGAGAGAGACUGAGAGACAGAGAGAGCGAGCUCCUAAUUCUCACAUUCUGUUCUUAUAUUCAUAACGUUACCUGUUGCCGAUCCGACAGCGCUUACAUUAAGAGAGAAUUUGGCUCUAUCAGAAUGGUUAAACAGACACUCACUCGCUCCACACUGGACUCAGAUCUACCAGACGUCACAUCACUGAACUUGCUGGAUCAAGAAUCAGCUCCUAAGAAUAAAGAACACACUCCAGUCUCUCCCAAGGGCCCUAUGAGAAAAGUAUGUAUUCAGUCCCUUAAAAAGCGGGUCACUGCAGUGCCCACAGAAACGAACAAGAUGGAGAGAGAGGGGAUGCCUUUGGGAUUCCCAGACUCUGUGUACAUUCAUGCUGCAGCUAUUUUCCAGAAAACUCAUGUGGAGAAAGACCUCGCACACCGACUCGUUCGCUAUAGGAGCAUCAGUUCUAAAGGCGAUGAAGAUUCUGGGGUUGUUGACGACAGUGAUGCCAACACCAAGACGAAUGAGCACUGGGCGUAUGAGCUGGCGUUUAACACUCUGAAAUACCAAGAUCUUCUGGAGGAGAUCCUGAUUGACAGCUACUUUCACCGUUCUCAGCAAAUGCCAGAUGAUCUUAUGGCUCUUGUGGUGGUCAUACUCUAUGACCUCCUGGACAGGAAGUUCCAGCCCAGAGAGCCAAUGAAAAGAGCAGAAGAGGGACUAAUAAAGGAAGUGAGACGAGUGGAGGACAGCCUUUGUAGGUUCAAGACCAAACUGGAAGCUUCACUGGCUCAGUACAGAAUAAAACAGAAUUUGCUGACAGUUGACAGUUUCCUGCCACCAGUUGUGAGGAUUAAACAACAAAGGUCACAAACAUUACCGCUCUAUGCCUGGGUCAACACCCUCAAAGCCAGCAUUGAAAAUGUAUGUGAGACUCUGAAGACAUCAGGCUUUACUCAGGUCGACUCACAAACGCCCCUGGUAGGAAAUGUGUUCUGUAAGGACAAACACUGUUCCAAUGUACUGCUGUUUCCCAGACGGCUCUCAAAACAACUGGAGAAAACCAACCUAGUGACAGAACACACACUCAUAAUACAGGAUAAAUCUCGCAGUCUGGCAGCAUGUGCGAUUCGCCCGCUGUUGGUGAAGAAUGGAGACGUUCUGAUGGUGGGGUCUUUCUCUGCUCUGACCGUGGCUCACGUGGCUGUCCAGGCCGCUGCCUGUUCUGGCUGUGUACAUGUAUGUGGGGUCCUUAAUGUCUCCACCUUCAACAAUGAAUUACAAACCAUCCUAACCUCUACUGCCUGCAAAAAUGUGAAACUGAUGUCUGAGUAUUUCAGUGAACUUAAUGAAUGGGAUUUGCGUAUUCAGAAGGUUCGGGUGAUCGUGUUGCUCCCAAAGUGUUCUGUGUCAGCACUUUGUAACCCUGUUGAGUUUAUCCUCGAUGAGAGUGGAGACAGAGGGCUGCUGCAUGGCCUAUCUAAAGGAAUCAUCUCUGAGAGUAAACUGGACACACUGGUUGCCAAGCAGAAACAAGACCUCAACCAUGCACUCACCUUUCCUAAGGUGAAAGCUGUGAUGUACUGCACAUGCUCAGUAUAUCCAGAGGAGAAUGAAAGACUUGUGAAGAGAGCGCUUGAGAACGCAGACAGCAAAGCAAAAGCUGUGCCCUUCAGGCUGGUCAGUGCAGGAUGGGAUGAUGAGGAAGAGAAGUUUUUCAGAACUCAAGCAUCUGACGUCACAAAUGGCUGUUUCCUCUGUGUGAUGAAAAGAGAGCAAGACCCAGCAGAGGUAGAAACUGUGCAGAAUAUUUUAGCACGAGCUGCUGCUAAAGGUUUGUUGGGGGGGCUGCUGCCUCCUGACCCUGUGAACAGAGAGAAACCAAAAAAGAGAAAAAAACAAAAAGGAUCCAAACCAAUUCUUCCGCCUUCCUCCCUGAUUGAGCCUCCUGCAUCGGUGAUGAUCAGUUGGAGUCCUCAACCUGACGGUGUGCUCACCAAUACCAUCACCCAGACAGCAGACGAUUCAAAUCACACUUCCAGAGUCCUGAAUGACAGCUCCACAAUCCUAGAUCAUGCUUCAAGUCAAAAAUCUGCAGUUAUGGAUGCCACAUCUAGCACUUCAAAUCACUCCAGUGUUCUAGACCACUCAUCCAACAAUAAAAAUCAGCCUCCUGUUGUGCAAAAGAUGCGACCAAAAGGUCAUAAGCCUCGAGCUAAAGUUGCUAAGCAGUCCAAGAGAAAAAAGUCUAAGUCCCACACUCGUAAAGAACGUCAGAGCAGGUCUCGACCUCCGCGCAAGAGACUCCUGCACCUUCGGCCAUCUCAACACGCAACCAUUACCUCCAUUAAACCAUCUCCACCUCAGAGCAAACCCGUCGCCGUCAGAAGCCCAGUGUCACCGCACAGAUCCAGGCAUUUGCACAGCAGAGCUGCGUCUCAACAAGAGUCUGUUAAACCAAAAAAGGAAAUCAUCAAAUCAGAAGCCUUCAAGCUAGACAGGGGGGACAUCCGGUCAAGAGAAUUAAGUCUUCCUCCUGUUUAUCCCCGCAGUCCUUCACAUCUCUCUUCAUCCCCCUAUCGAUUGUACUCCUCCAUGUCUUCUCCUGUACUUCUCCAGCAGUCUUUCCUCUUCUAGCAGCAUUGCCAAAGGCAGAGACUCCAUGACUGAUCUAAUGACUAAAACAUUAUAAUUGAUUUAAAGGGUUAGUUCACCCAAAAAUGAAAUUUCUGUCAUUAAUUACUCACCCUCAUGUCGUUUCAAACUCGUAACUUCAUUCAUCUUUGGAACACAAAUUAAGAUAUUUUUGAUGAAAUCCCAGAGCAAGGGUAUUACCACGGUCAAGGUCCAGAAAGAAGACCAAGAACAUCAACAAAACAGUCCAUGUGACAUCAGUGGUUCAACCGUAAUUUUAUGAAGCGACGAGAAUAUUCUUGUGCUCAAAGAAACCCCUUAAAAUAAUGACUUUAGGGGUCAGAAAGCUCUCGGAUUUCAUCAAAAAUAUCUUAAUUUGUGUUCCGAAGAUGAACUAA